Molecule: messenger RNA, 3029 nt
Organism: Bursaphelenchus xylophilus (pine wood nematode)
Lineage: Eukaryota; Metazoa; Nematoda; Chromadorea; Rhabditida; Aphelenchoididae
Source: the annotation of a GenBank genome assembly
AUGGCGGCACCUUUGGACGACGACAGCAAAUGUCUGCUGACUCCGUCGUCCGCCAAACUUUUCUUCCUUCAGGUAAUAAUAUUCCUUGAGCUCUUAGAUCUUUAGAAUGAAAGCAAUCAUGAUGACCAGUUGAGCCGUUUCUAUCUUGGUCAAGGACUCAUGAACAGUGAGCCGGUUCUCGCAAACAACUAUGCCGUUCAAGAGGUCCGAUCCAGCGAGAGUGGGGCUUAUACGAACAUUAAUUAUCCAUACUUUUCCGAGACUGCAUUACAACAAGUAAGAGAGGUUGCAAUUCGCUAAUGUGUUUAGUUGCUGAGCAAUGAAGAACAGACAGAAUACGUCGAACCCGAAUUUGAAUGCAGUUCUGCUUGUGUUGCGCCGAACGCGACUGACAGAAGUUCCAGAUUCUCCUUCUACCGAGGUCAUACCCCCAGAUCAUCAUGCUUCUUUUAUUCCGAGAGCCAGCCUUCCGUGGUUACCAAUACGGGCUCUGUUGUUGGAUAUACCGGAGGCCAUAAACAGUCAUUCAGCACCCGGGAAGUCCGCGAGCAGCACAUGCAGAUACAAAAGAAGUACCGUCCAAAUCGACGUCGGCAUUUUACUGAUCCAGUCGAUUUCGAAGGUAAGAUAGCAUGACAUACGCCUAUUAUUGAGUGUAGGCAUACUCAAUAUUAUCGGUGGUUGCUCGUGGUGGCAGAUCUGGGUAUAUUUAUUAAUCAGUCUUCAACAAAUACCUCAUGCAAUGUUCAACUUAUCGGUUGUUUAUAUGAUGUAUCAACCAGAUCAUUGGUGUCAAGUCCCCGCUUUUAACGAGUCUGAUCCCGGUUAUCUAUGGUCUUUGAAUGACGUCAUUCAUAACUAUUCAAUUGUAUAUCCAAAUACGGGUAAUAAACAGAGGAAUACAAUUGAUUUUCAUGAUCAGGUAGGUGAUAAUAAAGACUUUUCAUCUGUUCAGUGCCAUUACUAUGAUCGAGGGUUCGAAAGAUACGAUCAGUUGAGAAGGAUGUCUCUGGCAGAAGCCCAGAGAAUUAUUCAGAAUGAGAAAGCGACCAUUGUAAAAUGCAAUAAAUGGCAUUAUGCAAAUGAUGUAAUGGACGCAACGAUAGUGACGGAAUGGAAUCUCGUAUGUGACGACAACUUCAAGAGGGCCCAUUCGCAUCUGUUUUAUUCGUUCGGCUUUCUUUUUGGAUGCCUUCUGGGUGGAUUCGCUUCGGAUCGCUUUGGUCGGAAACCCACUGUGAUUGGCUUCGGUAUUCUAUCGUCCAUGUUUGGUCUUAUCUUACCCUACUCAACGUAUUUCCCCAUGUUUCUCUUUGUUCGGUUUUGUGGGGCCGUGUGCAAUGAGGCCGCCGAUCUGGCUGCCUAUGUUCUAUGCAUGGAAAUUACGGGUAAUCGAAUCGAUUUCUCUUGCGAUGACAAAUAACUACUGUAUACAAAAUAUAUACAUAUUCCUUCUUUAGGUACAAAAUUUCGUGCAAUGGUGGGCAGUAUGCUGCAGGCGCCUUGGGCAGUCGGCUACGCAUUCCUUGCCCUUAUCGCUUACACUUGUAAAUCAUGGCAGGUUAUUCAGUUACUGACCGCGGCCCUCCACACCAUCUCCAUUUGCUUGAUCUGCGCUCUUCCAGAGAGUCCACGCUGGCUGAUUGUGAAUAACCGAGUGGAGGAGGCGGAGAGAUACAUCCGCAGAGCUUGCCGAGAUCCCCCAUUCCCAUUCAGUCUUUGUAAAUUCAACAAAUCUUCGUUACCUUGUGAUCUGGAGCUGGUUAAGCAUGCCGAGCAACGGAAAUGGGUUCGCCAAGAUCAACGGGCUAAUAUUGUACAUAUUCUGAAGUCGCGGAUUCUGUGUGUGAGGACGUUGAUCAUUAACUUUGUUUGGAUUUCAACUGCGCUUGUGUAUUACGGCUUAGUCAUAGGUAACUUCAGUCAUUUAGCUUAUGAUGCACGUCGUUCCUUACAUUUUUUCAGCAUUAUCCGACCAAUCUGCUCCAGGCCGAGUAUUAUUUAGUGGUAAUUUUUUUGUUAACAACGCGAUCGCUGGUGCUAUUGAACUUCCUACCUUAAUCUUUUGUGUAUUUUUAAUGAAAUUUGGAAGAAAGCGUUCUCAAAUGGUGACUUUGAUAGCCGCGGCGUUGUUCAUCUUCGCAGCAAUGGCAGCCAUCAGCAAAAAGAAUCAAAUGGUGGGUAACAUAAGUAUUUUUUAAGCAUCAUUCGGUAGUCUAAUUAUGUCUUUCUUUCAGGUUGCCCUAGGGUUUUUAUUAGUUGGAAAGAUCUUCAUUCAAGGAGCUUUUAAUAUCUUGUACAUUUUCACUUCCGAACUCUAUCCUACAGUAAUCCGGAAUAGUGCAGUGGGCUUCAAUUCAAUGGUAAGGCUAAUUUCCUGAGGGCAUAGAUGCUAAUUACGCUUCAGAUAGCGCGGGUUGGCUCGGGCGUAGCUUCUUACAUCGCCAUCUUAUCCGACGUGACGUUGGCCAUCGUUCCCAUGAUGAUUUUCUCGACUUUCUCUUUAGUGGCAGGCUUUGUUGUUCUUUUUCUGCCCGAAACUCGAGACCGCCCAUUGCCAGAUACCCUCCAAGAUGCUGUUACAUUCCUCGAAAGUGACGCCAAUUAUCAUUGUUACACUUUUGGCGGAACAAAGUUGAGUAUUUCAUUAUUGGGGAAGGACUCAAAUGCUUCUGUCGCCGCCCCACAAACUUCUGCAUCGAAAGAAGAACCGCUGACAAGUACAUCGACAGUCACAACGAAGAUCAAGGACGACGACCUCCUAGUGCCAUCCAACGUGAUCAGCAAGAGAUCCGAGACUUUCAACGAACUCCCGGCAAUCCCCGAGGUCCCUGACCAUCAUGAAUUGGAGGGGCCCAGUCCCUCAACCUCGAUCGUCAAGCCCGAGGAAAAAGCCCGACCUCGAGUCGGACUGUCCACAAACAAUAGACCGGUUAGUUGUUAUUCAUAUUCCAAAAGUAGUAUAACUUCAGGGUGAAAGCGAGUCCAUCUUCAGUGAUCAGGACAAAUUGCCCGAGGCAUUUGAGUAA